AUACGCAAUUAAGAAAAGGUGUGAAUGUUACAGUGAUACAUGUAGACGAUGAAAAUGGAUGUGUAAGCAUCAAGAGAUCAAGACCUAAACUUCUUUUCUUCCUCACCUUUUGCUCUCUUCUCUCUUGUUGCUUGCUUCUCGUCUCUUCUCCUUCCUCCAACUUCCCUCUUCUCUAUGCAUAUGAGGGUGAAGAUGAAACUCUUUCUGAUUCAAAAGCUCCCCUUUGUUCAUCUGUCUCAAAUGGAACAAUUUGCUGUGAUAGAAGCAGCAUUCGAUCGGAUGUAUGUAUCAUGAAAGGAGAUAUAAGAACAAGUUCUCCUUCCUUCUCGGUCUUUCUGUACACUUCCGAUCACAUCUCCGGUGAUCUUGUCGCCGGAGAAGAACUCCAGCACCAAAAGAUUAAACCCUACACUCGAAAAUGGGAGCCAUCCACCAUGGCCACCAUUGAUGAACUCACUCUCAUAUCCAAGAAACUCAAUUCCACAACAGACAACCGCCAUCGAUGUGAUGUAUAUCACCAUGUUCCGGCGGUUUUCUUCUCCACCGGUGGCUUCACCGGCAACGUUUAUCAUGAAUUCAACGAUGGUUUGAUACCUCUUUACAUCACAUCUCAGAAAUUCAACAAGAAGGUUGUGUUUGUGAUUCUUGAAUAUCAUGAUUGGUGGGUUAUGAAAUAUGGCGAUGUGAUUUCUCAACUUUCCGAUUAUGAAGUGAUCGAUUUCAAUGGAGAUAACCGAACCCAUUGCUUCUCGGAAGCCAUAGUCGGUUUACGAAUCCACGAUGAACUUGCCAUCAAUUCUUCAUCGAUGCCUGAUAACAAAAUGAUUGAAGAUUUCCACAAUGUUCUUGACGCAGCGUAUUCGCCACGAAUUAACGAUCUAGUUCAAGAAGAACCGCUAGAAAUCCACGAACCCGAAAAGCCAAAGCUCGUGAUCAUCUCACGGAACGGGUCUCGGGCCAUUAUGAACCAAGAUUUACUUGCGAAAAUGGCAGAAAAGAUCGGGUUCACCGUGGAAAUUCUCCGGCCCGAUAAAACAACCGAGUUGGCGAAGAUAUACCGAUCGCUCAACUCGAGUGACGUCAUGAUCGGCGUCCAUGGUGCGGCAAUGACUCACUUCCUGUUCAUGAAGCAGGGAUCCGUGUUCAUCCAAGUUGUACCUCUUGGUACAAACUGGGCCGCAGAGACGUAUUACGGUGGGCCUGCGAAGAAACUCGGUUUACGGUACAUCGGGUACGAAAUCCUACCACAAGAGAGCUCGCUGUACAACGAAUACGAGAGCAAUGACGUUGUCUUAACGAACCCGGAUAGCGUAAACGAUCGAGGAUGGGAAUUCACGAAAAAGAUUUACCUCGACCGUCAAAAAGUGAGAUUAAAUCUUGCGAGAUUUAGGAAGCAUUUGGUUCGAUCGCAUUUCUAUAUCAUGGCAAAGAGAAACCAGGUCCAAGUUCAAGCCCGACAUCGGGCCUGAACCGAAAAGGUUCAAGUGUUGUUUGAACCCUUUCGAGAACAUUAAAAAUUUAAGAGGUGAUGAUAUAGGGGAGAUUAUAAGAUGCAGUUUAGAAAGUUGUAGAAAUUUAGGGUAUAUUUAUGAUAAUUCUUUAAUUUGUAAUUUUUUUAUACUGAAAAAUAUACUUUUGACUAUUGUGUGGA
Cynara cardunculus var. scolymus (artichoke) is the source of this 1651-nucleotide messenger RNA. RefSeq names its product EGF domain-specific O-linked N-acetylglucosamine transferase-like. Gene Ontology annotation, molecular function: glycosyltransferase activity. The transcript is spliced from 3 exons. Bases 291 to 1469 code for a protein of 392 amino acids. The record is from RefSeq and is a predicted model, not a curated record. Lineage: Eukaryota; Viridiplantae; Streptophyta; Magnoliopsida; Asterales; Asteraceae.